AUGAAUUUUAUUUUCCAUAUCCUACUUCUCAGCGCGGCCAUCGCCGCGGUAACGGUAGAUGCCACCUGCAUGGGUAUCAACGAUUGUCCGGCAAACCAUGACUGUAUGCGUCUACAGUGCGUGGAACAGAAAAAGUGCGAAGAACAACACGACUGUCCCGAUUUCCAUCUUUGCCGUGGCGGUCGGUGUGUGUGGCCGCGCACAGAAUGUGCGGCCGGGAGCUGCGACCAGUUCCAUCACUGCUGUGCUCCAUCUGCCGAAUCAAAGUUCCAUUACUGCACCCCGAACGAACACACCUGCAAG
Molecule: messenger RNA, 303 nt
Organism: Mesorhabditis spiculigera
Lineage: Eukaryota; Metazoa; Nematoda; Chromadorea; Rhabditida; Rhabditidae
Source: the annotation of a GenBank genome assembly